Molecule: messenger RNA, 336 nt
Organism: Pieris macdunnoughi
Lineage: Eukaryota; Metazoa; Arthropoda; Insecta; Lepidoptera; Pieridae
Source: the annotation of a GenBank genome assembly
AUGAAAAACUUUCAAUUGGAGAAAAAAGGUAUAGAAAUAAACGGUCAGCACCUAAGCAACUUGAGAUUCGCCGACGAUAUAGUUAUUUUCUCAAACAGUGCUACGCAGCUACAAGACAUGCUUAACGAAUUGGUUUGUGCAAGCAGAAGCAUUGAUUUAGAAAUGAACACCUCUAAAACUAAAAUUAUCGCUAACAGCAAAGAACGACCAGAUUUUGUCAAUACCACGUCUCUUGAAUAUGUCCCGAGCUACAUAUACCUAUGGAAGCAAAUAUCGUUUAGUCAUAACAGACAUGUGGAUGAAACACCCAGAAGAGUAAACCUAGUAUGGAACUAA